CAUCCAUAUAGGAAGUAGGAUCAGCAGAGGUGACAGCACACAGAGCUACGAGGAAGAUCAGAUGGAGGAGUCUCAGUUCUACCGAUGGCUUCACCUGUUGGGUCUCCUGGCUCUAUCAUAUCUGGUCCUGAAACAGGUGUGGACCCUGCUGAUCGGGAUCAAAACCCAUAUACUCUCCCGGUGGUGGAAGACUAACCUCAAGAAGAAGUAUGGAGGAUGGGCAGUGGUAACUGGAGCGACAGAUGGAAUCGGGAAGGCCUACGCAAAGGAGUUGGCCAGGAGAGGCUUUGAUGUCGUCCUCAUCAGCCGAACUGUAGAGAAGCUACAAAAGGUUGCUCAGGAGAUAGAAAAAGAGAGCCAGAGAAAUACCAAGAUCAUCCAGGCAGACUUCACGGUAGGGCCUGAGAUUUAUCCAAAGGUGGAGAAGGCAUUGAAGGACCUGGAUAUCGGAAUUUUAGUAAACAAUGUUGGGAUGACUUACCACCCUGACGGAGGUAGAUUUCUUGAGGUCCCUGAUAUUAAUAAGCGGAUAAGCGACAUCAUGAACUGCAAUGUACUAUCCAUGGUGCACAUGACCCGGAUUGUGUUACCUAGAAUGGUGGAGAGGAAAAAAGGGCUGAUCAUAAACAUCUCCUCCGCGGCCGGGGUCCGUCCUUAUCCAUUGUUUAUGAUGUAUAGCGCUACUAAGGUUUUCAUGGACUUUUUCUCCCGCUCCCUACACUAUGAGUACAGAUCUGAUGGGAUUACAGUUCAGUCUGUUCUGCCGAACUUGGUGUCCACCAACAUGACCAACAAUAUAGCCACCAAUAUUCUGGUGAAGACCAGUGAUGACUAUGCCCGGGAAGCUCUGAACACCGUGGGGUACUCUAAUCGUACCAAUGGCUGCCUUAUCCACAGCCUCCAGGAUUACAUCUUUGACUACCUGCUGACUGAGACCUUCAUGAACUCCUGGAUCUGUAUGUUCCUUGUGGGCUAUGCCAUGAGAAGGAUACAAAAAAAUAAACUAGAGCCAUCAAUAAAAAAAAAUCUGUGAAGUUGAA
Messenger RNA from Bufo bufo (common toad), 1040 nucleotides. Its product is annotated as very-long-chain 3-oxoacyl-CoA reductase-B-like. The record is from RefSeq and is a predicted model, not a curated record. Gene Ontology annotation, cellular component: endoplasmic reticulum. The coding region runs from base 62 to 1033 and encodes 323 amino acids. Gene Ontology annotation, molecular function: oxidoreductase activity. Lineage: Eukaryota; Metazoa; Chordata; Amphibia; Anura; Bufonidae. The transcript is spliced from 11 exons.